AUGGCGGUGUGUUGGGGGCGGCGCGGCUGCUGUGCGCAGUUGGGCUUGCGCCCCCCUGCGGCGGCGCCGUGCCUUCUUUUCCUUGUCGUCGUCGUCCUCCCUCUGCUGCUCCUCCUUGCUCUUCCAUGCGCCGGCGCCCAGACUGCGGCAGCCCGAAAAGUUGUAAAGGUUGUAGCUUUUCGCUUCAGUUUUCAAAUUCUUGACGAUUUUUCCAGGAACAUCGUUGCGGGGUUAAAUGCCUCGUUGCACUCGCGGAAUUUCAUUGUGGAGGACGAUGUGCGUGUGGAGAUUGUCUUGCAAAACACAACCUUCGCCACUUAUCCGAGUGACCUCUCUGCGGUGUUGAGGGAUAACAAUGAUAUUUACGCCGUCGUUGGUCACUGCGGCGACAGGCUUUUGGAGAAUAUAAAGGGUGCUCUUGCGCAAGAAAACGUCGUCGCUUUUGCCCCGUUCACUGGGUCGAGCGUGGUGCGUGGGUGGAACCCCAACGUGUACUUUUUGCGCGCCGACCCUGGGGCCGAGCUGCUGGCGCUUCUCCGCUACGCCGUGACUGAGCUGCAGGUGCUUCGGCUGGGCUUCAUGUACCUGCAGGACGUCUCUUAUGGCGAUCGCGAGUACGAGCAGGCAGAGCGUGUGCUGUCGGCGAUGGGCUACGCGCUGAGCGGCGUCUUCACCGUGAAGAGCGCAGUGCAAGGUGGCGCCGACCCCACAGAGUUUGACGAUGCGUGGGAGCGGUUUGCUGCGACUCGGCCGCAGGCGGUGAUUGUGUUCGGCUCGCCGAUAGCGGACACCAUGAAAUUCAUUAGGAGGAUGCUGACGGACGCGCGCACCGCCGGCGCGUACCUGCUGGUUCCCUCGGCGUUGCAGGACGUUCUUUUGAGUAAUUGGCGCGCCGUCGUGGAUAAUGGCAGUGCGAAGUUUGUGCCCGGGCAGGUGAUCACGACGGGGACGAACCCGCUGGCGAAGGACGCAAGGUACGACGCCAUCCGGCGCUUCCAGGCGGUGAUGCGGGAGUACCUGAAGAACAGCGGGCAGAGAGACUACAACGACACGGAGCAUUUCCUCAAUAAUGACGGUGACGGGGAGCUGAUGGUUGAUGGGUGGAUUGCCGGCGAGGUGCUGGCGCAGGCGCUGAGUAACCCCAAGUGGGUGAAGGAUCGUAACUCUUUCAAGGCGUCUCUAUUCAACCAACGCCGUUACGUGGUCAACGACCUCGUGAUUGGGGACUUCGGUGGCGAAUGCGAAGGCGCGGCUGCGUCACAGGGCGCCACCUGCCGCUGCAACCAGGGCGGCCGCACGGUGUACAUGAAGCGGUUAGUGCAGGACUACCGUGCCGAAGGUCUGGACGGGGGAACCUUUGUUCUCCCGUUUUCAGAGUGUCAGGCCUCAAACUUAAAGUUGCGGGGAUUUCUCGUAGGAAUUUUUUUUCGUUUGCGGAUAUUCCACGGUUUGCGCGCAUUGUUAUGCAGCUGGAAGUUGCCUUGCAUGACCAAGUAA
Trypanosoma conorhini is the source of this 1497-nucleotide messenger RNA. Its product is annotated as receptor-type adenylate cyclase. The transcript has a single exon. Lineage: Eukaryota; Euglenozoa; Kinetoplastea; Trypanosomatida; Trypanosomatidae. The record is from RefSeq and is a predicted model, not a curated record. The coding region runs from base 1 to 1497 and encodes 498 amino acids.